AUGCCUCGCGGCGGCCGCAGCUCUGGGGCAGCCAAGGGUGGCGGCGGCGCUCCUGCUCCAGCAACUAGUACCGGCGGUGGCGGCGGCGGCGGCUUGUUGAGCAACGCCGCAUCCGUGUUUGCUGAGGGAUGGAUCUGGUGCACCAGUUGGGCCUUGGCAAACAGGGCCAUGGAUGCUGUCCUUGGCCCCCGUACCUUCCGCAUCGAACACACUGCUGCUGCUGCUACUACUACGACCACCAGUCCCAGUGAUGCGUCGUCUAGCCCUUGCGAAAUCCAUGCCAUGGCCUUCCAAGACUGCAUCAACCAGAAUGGGAGCGACAUCAGCAAGUGCCAGUUCUACGUCAACAUUCUCAAUGACUGCCGCCGCAGAGGCCAAGUCGCCGCCGAAACAUCCGGAUAG
Messenger RNA from Sorghum bicolor (sorghum), 402 nucleotides. RefSeq lists its product as uncharacterized. Gene Ontology annotation, cellular component: mitochondrion; nucleus. Bases 1 to 402 code for a protein of 133 amino acids. NCBI's taxonomy places the organism in Eukaryota, Viridiplantae, Streptophyta, Magnoliopsida, Poales, Poaceae. The transcript is spliced from 3 exons. The record is from RefSeq and is a predicted model, not a curated record. Gene Ontology annotation, biological process: mitochondrion organization.